AGAAGCAGAUCCAUUUCUUCUCUGAGCAGCUCGCCUAUGGCCACUCCUUUGAACGGAAACAGCAGGCUGUCAGCUGCCAUGGAGAGGACAGGCCAGUGGGUUUUCUCCCAAGAGAUCCCCACUGAUGUUAUAGUUGAAGUUGGUGAAGCCAAUUUCAAUCUUCACAAGUUCAUGCUGGUGGCGAAGAGCAAUUACAUAAGGAAACUGAUAAUGGAAACAGAAGAAGCAGAUUUGACGAGAAUCAACCUGUCCGAAAUCCCCGGAGGCCCUGAGAUCUUCGAGAAAGCAGCAAAGUUCUGUUAUGGCGUCAACUUCGAGAUUACGGUCCAUAACGUGGCGGCUCUCCGAUGUGCCGCCGAGUAUCUUCAAAUGACUGAUAAAUACUGCGAUAACAACUUAGCAGGGCGCACCGAAGAUUUCCUCUCACAAGUUGCCCUCUCUAGCCUUUCUGGCGCCGUCGUCGUUCUCAAGUCAUGCGAGGAUCUGCUUCCCAUGGCUGAGGAACUCAAAAUUGUUCAAAGAUGCGUUGAUGUCGCCAGUGCUAGGGCUUGUAGCGAGGCGAGCUUCCCUUGCCGUACGCCUCCAAACUGGUGGACGGAAGAGCUGUCGAUCCUGGACGUUGAGUUCUUUGGCAGAAUCAUUUCCUCAAUGAAACAAAAGGGUGCGAAGGCGCUAACCAUAACCACCGCUCUCAUAACUUACGCAGAGAGAUGGCUCCGAGAUCUAGUACGCAAUCACUCGGGCAAUGGCAUCAAGUUCUCCGAGCCCAUAGACUCCGAUCUUCGGAUCCAGCAGCGUGAGCUUUUGGAGUCCAUAGUGGCACUGCUACCGGCAGAGAGAGCUGCUUUUCCGGUCCACUUCUUGUGUUGUCUUCUCCGCUCUGCAAUUUUUCUGAAAACUUGCAGUGCUUGCAAGAACGAGCUGGAGAAACGGAUUUCGCUCAUAUUGGAGCAUGUCACGGUUGAAGAUCUUUUGGUUUUUUCUUUCACAUAUGAUGGUGAGAGGCUCUUCGAACUCGAUAGCGUCCGGAGGAUCAUCUCCGGGUUUGUGGAGAAAGAGAAGAACAUGGCUGUUUUCAACGGCGGUGAUUUUAGGGAUGUAAGUUCCUCAGCCAUGCAGAGAGUUGCUAAGACUGUAGACGCAUACCUUGCUGAGAUAGCAACCGUGGUUGAACUCACCAUCUCCAAGUUCAACGGUAUUGCUAAUCUCGUCCCAAGAGCUAGAAAGGUCGAGGAUGAUCUCUAUCGGGCCAUUGACAUUUACCUCAAGUCUCAUCCAAAUCUAGAUGAGAUUGAAAGGGAGAAGGUAUGCAGCUCCAUGGACCCCUUGAAGCUGUCAUACGAAGCUCGAGUGCAUGCAUCCCAAAACAAGCGGUUGCCCGUGCAGAUUGUUUUGCACGCGUUGUACUAUGAUCAGCUGAAGCUAAGGAGUGGCGGACCGGAUGACCGCACCGAGCCAGACGCCGUGACCACCAGGAAUCAAUUGAAGGCAGACGUAUCGCUGGUAAAGGAGAACGAGGCUUUGCGAACGGAGCUUUUGAAGAUGAAGAUGUACAUAUCCGACAUGCAGAAGAACAAUCAAACUGGAACAAGUUCAAGGAGCAGUGGGAAAAAGCCUACCUUUUUCUCCUCCAUGUCCAAGACUCUGGGCAAGCUAAAUCCCUUCCGACAUGGCUCCAAGGACACUUCUCAUAUCGAUGAUAACAUUGGAGUGGAUGUUACCAAGCCCAGGAGGAGAAGGUUUUCAAUAUCUUGAUUAAUUUAUUAGUUACCGCCGCGUUUGUUUGUGAUGGUUGAUGUUGUAUGUUUUGUUUGAUUUCUAUAUUUUUGUGAUAAGCGAUCUGAAUUUGUUAUAAAUUAUAUAAGCUGCUGAAUUUGUCAAACGAA
Messenger RNA from Hibiscus syriacus, 1886 nucleotides. RefSeq names its product root phototropism protein 2-like. The record is from RefSeq and is a predicted model, not a curated record. Lineage: Eukaryota; Viridiplantae; Streptophyta; Magnoliopsida; Malvales; Malvaceae. Gene Ontology annotation, molecular function: protein binding.